Messenger RNA from Chilo suppressalis (striped riceborer), 2316 nucleotides. Lineage: Eukaryota; Metazoa; Arthropoda; Insecta; Lepidoptera; Crambidae. The record is from the annotation of a GenBank genome assembly.
GCAGUGAGCUCUGAGCUCACUCCUGUGGUUUGCUCAUCUGAUUACGUAUUUAUUAGGGAAUACGUUUGUUAUUGUCAAAAUAUUGAUUUAAUAAUUUGUUGUUCAAAAUGGUGGUACGGAAAAUGUUGAGGCCGACGCGUCACUCAUGCGAUAAUCUCUGAAGAUGUUAAUUUGUGGGUCCUACACGUAUAUUAAUUUAUGUUUCGUUUUACUGAAUGGAACCUUACGUUGUAAAAUGUGGUAUGCUGCGUUAAUCAGGUUUAUACGAAGACGUCUUGUCCUUGGAAUUAUAUUUGCAUCUUCUCUGACCUAUUGUAUUGUCAGCUUUCUAAGAGAGGGUAAUAGCAGAAAUAUGAUGUACCAAGAAAUAUUGAUUGAAAGGAAGCCAUUUGUAUGGCGGAGUCUUCAAGAACAUAAAGGUGCAAAUGAUAGUAUCACUUGUAGAAACUCAGUGCAAGGGAAACUGUUAUUAGUUGACGAUAGAGGAUACAUUUGCCAAAGAACUGAUGUUAUGAAGAAUGGUUGCUGUGACCCACUGUCUGACUACUCACAGAGGUACAACUGUGAGUCUUGCCAGGAUAACCACUGCUGUGUUGUUUAUGAGCACUGUGUUUCCUGUUGCUUAGAACCUAGUAAGAGAGAUCUUUUAGAGCUGGUGCUGUCCAAACUGUCAGCGGAAGAGAAUGUGCUUUUUCGCACACUUACAGAUGAUUAUGAACUCUGUCUAACGAAGUGUCGUACAAGUUCUCAUAGUGUAUUACAUGAAAAUUCUUACAAAGACCCAACACAUAAACACUGCUUUGGCCACGAACCACCUAGAUCUAGAACACCAGACUAAUAUAGAUAGAUUUUAUAUUAUAUAUUUAUAUCACAAAAAUAAAUUUAAGUUUAAAAAUUAAUAAAAACUUUAUAAAUAGAAUAAUUUAACUAUGUCAAUGGUGUCGAUUCUGGCAUGAUUCUCCAAACCUAAAGUUAAAUUUGACAACAGUGUAUCCUUGUUAUUUUCUAAACAUAAUGGAAAAGGGAGACUGAUGUUAUAUUAUUUUUUUAGUUUAGAAAGGAAGAAGAAGAACCAUGCCAGAAUCGACACCAAUGUUAAAGUUGCGAUCACAAUCUAAAGUAAUUUAAUACAGAAAAAUAUGGCAUAUAGUGUGACUGCAUGUAAAUGCCAAAGAGUCUUAUUAAGUGUCUUAAAUUCACACAAUUCGUUUGUAUUUCAUUUUAUUAUUUGCUCACUCUUCAAUUAGUGCAGUAAACAAUUUAGUAAAAUUACUUGUUAACAUUUUUUGUGAAUAGCGAUAUCAAAGAAUUUUGUGCUAAAAGUUUUUUUUUGUUAUUCUUUAUAUCGUAGUUGAUGAUCAUCAGUGACUAGUUUGAAUCCGGACUGGAAUAUGUCCUUACACAAAUAUUGCUACUAAGGAACAAAAAGGAACAUUGUAAAAAUUGUAUGUUCAUAACACAAAAUUCCUAUAUCCCAGUAACAUAACUUUAAUGUAAAUUUUAUUGAUAUCUAUUCUCUCCUUUUUUAUCUUUGGUUGACAUGUUAUCUUUUAUGCAAUUAAUAUUUUCUUUCUUUCUAUGACAUCAAGUUCAUUUUUCUGAACACUUUAUUUAAGAUGUGAUUUUAUGUUAAAAAAUCAGUAACGACCCUAUGGGCAAAUACUUAAUAUACCUAGUUAUAUCAUUCGAGCCUUGUUUCUGUGAUAAAUACUCAAAAUAAAAUGGAAUUACGAUUAAUCCAACAAAAUUAAAUCUCUAGAAAUAUUAGUAUAUUGUUAGCAAUCUAUUAAAAAAAUAUGUUGAUGUAAUGAAAUACUAUUACUGUUAUCAUAGAAGACGCAAUUGAAAAGCAGUACCUACUUAACGCAAAUUGAAAAAAAAAGUUUAGUAAAUUUUGUGCAAGAAUUUUUUGAUAAGAAUAAGGUUUUUUGUCAAAGAAGAAGAAUAAGUUGAUACCAUUUCCUAUCGCCCCUUCAAUACUAUUAGCAUAUUUUAACUGCCUAGUCUUGGUUUUUUUACGGAGACGCAGAGCGUUGCGCAUCGCUUGUGGAGUGGUCUUUUGCGGCCCGUCUAGGUUUACCAUUUAGGAAUUUCAAAAGUUUUGACAUUUCGAAAAAAGUCCGGACUUUUUAGUCACAAAACGUACCAUUAAUCACUUGGUUACAAUGGUUUAGUAUUUAAAUCAAUAUGUACCUUUAUUAUUCAUAUUCAAUGUAAUUUAAAAAAUCCGGACAAUUUAACGACAAUAAUACGACGAAAAUAUUUAGACUAUAGUCUAAACCUUCGGACAUGUCCGGACUAAUCCGGACCCUAGAC